This is a messenger RNA of Scaptodrosophila lebanonensis, 572 nucleotides long. RefSeq names its product 39S ribosomal protein S18a, mitochondrial (gene mRpS18A). NCBI's taxonomy places the organism in Eukaryota, Metazoa, Arthropoda, Insecta, Diptera, Drosophilidae. The transcript is spliced from 2 exons. Gene Ontology annotation, cellular component: mitochondrial small ribosomal subunit; ribosome. Gene Ontology annotation, molecular function: structural constituent of ribosome; small ribosomal subunit rRNA binding. Gene Ontology annotation, biological process: mitochondrial translation. Bases 52 to 519 code for a protein of 155 amino acids. The record is from RefSeq and is a predicted model, not a curated record.
CGGAUAUUGUAAUUGUAAAUAUAAUAUUUAUCACUAAAACUAGGCUUAAACAUGGCCAGUUUAUUAAAAGCAGCAACAGCUACAGUUCGAAACUCGGUUUGGCAGACACGUACGAUUGUAACCACAACACCUUCGUUGAUUAAAGAAAUCCAUGAAACACAUGAAAAUAAUGCCGUGAUUUACGAGGGUGUCAGUGUUAAGUCACCACGUGCCGAGAAAAUGUUAAAAGCCGCAUGCGACACGAAGUUCUGUCCGGAAUGCACUCUCGGAUUGGAUAUCAAACACACGGACGUACUUAUUCUGUCGCAAUAUGUUCGCUCCGACGGCUGCAUGUUGCCGCGACGCAUCACAGGUUUGUGCUAUCGGCAGCAGAAGAAAAUGGGAACGUUGGUUACGAUGGCCCAAAAAGCGGGGCUGAUGCCCAACUUGGCACCAUCGUGGAGCAAAAAAGACCCAAAGAAGCGUUUCGGUUGGCGCAAGUUCAACAAGUAUUUCCUCGAGUCAACGAUCAAAUACUGAAGUUUACAAAAUAAGGCCAAUAAAACGUUAAAAUGUGUAUUUGUUUUAUAAAA